Molecule: messenger RNA, 2062 nt
Organism: Cornus florida
Lineage: Eukaryota; Viridiplantae; Streptophyta; Magnoliopsida; Cornales; Cornaceae
Product: UDP-glycosyltransferase 74E2-like
Exons: 2
Coding region: 130-1551 (473 amino acids)
Molecular function (GO): UDP-glycosyltransferase activity
Source: RefSeq, a predicted model, not a curated record
UUAUUUCACUCACUCACUCACCCAAUUGUGCCUACCAUUCAACAUCUUCAACUGUACUAUUUAUCUCUUCUUCUUCAUCUUAUCCCACACUUGUAGGGAUAAGUAGGUAGCUUUAGCUUCUGGAGAUCUAUGGAAAUGGCUACUAGAAUUCACAUUAUAGUGUUUCCAUUCCCAGUACAAGGCCACAUAAACCCGAUGCUGCAAUUCGCAAAGCGCUUAGCGUCCAAAGGUACUGGUAUUAAGGUCACACUAGUCACCACCACCUCGAGUACUAGCAGCAAUUCCAUACAAUUAGCUGAAUCCAGCUCAGUAAACAUAGAGAGCAUCUACGACGGUGUUGAUGAGGGUGAAAAGAUAGAGAGCUUCGACUUGUAUCUGGAGCGUUUCAAAGUCGCAAUCCCACGAAGCUUGGCAGAGUUCAUUCAGAGUAUUAAGAAACAAGAAAACAAACUAGUGCUGGUGUAUGAUUCAGUUAUACCAUGGGCUCUGGACAUUGCGCGGCAGUUGGGUGUUUAUGGAGCUUCGUUCUUCACUCAAUCGUGUGCCGUUUGUGCCAUCUAUUACCACGUGAAUCAAGGGUCUCUCCUCAACAUUAAUCCUCAUCGUCCACAAGGUCGACAAGGAAUAGCUGCUGCUGGAUCAUCAUCAUCCAUGGUAUCUGUACCUUCAGUGCCAGUAUUGCUCGGAAUUAAUGAUCUACCAUCCUUCAUCUGUGACACGGACUCAUAUCCAUUUCUCUUGACCAUCGUACUCGAUCAAUUUUCCAAUUUCCAUAAAGCAGAUUGGCUCUUGUUUAACACCUUUGACAAGCUGGAACGUGAGGUAGUAAACUGGAUGUCUAGCCGGUGGCCAAUGAUCAAGACAGUGGGACCGACUAUUCCAUCAAUGUACUUAGACAAGCGAUUAGAGGACGACAGAGAUUAUGGGCUGAAUCUUUUCAAGCCAGAUGCAGAAGCAUGCAUGAAGUGGCUAGAGAGCAAGGAAAGUAGGUCAGUUGUUUAUGUUUCAUUUGGGAGCUUGGCCAACCUAGGGGAAUUGCAAAUGGAGGAACUGGCAUGGGGCUUGUUGAUGAGCAACACCUACUUCUUGUGGGUAGUCAGGGCUUCCGAACAGAGUAAGCUUCCAAGCAAUUUCAUGGGCGGAGGCAAUUCGAAAGGUCUGGUUGUGAAUUGGUGUCCUCAACUAGAAGUUCUGGCUCAUCGGGCCGUGGGGUGUUUCGUAACUCACUGUGGAUGGAACUCAACACUAGAGGCCUUGAGCUUGGGAGUGCCGAUGGUUGCUAUGCCACAGUGGACGGAUCAAGCAACUAAUGCAAAAUGUAUCGUGGACGUAUGGCAUGCAGGGGUAAGGGUCAGGGUCGACAAUGAAAAGGGACUUGUCAGCAGAGAUGAGUUUGAGCUGUGCAUAAGACAAGUCAUGGAGGGAGAGAAAGGGAAUGAGCUUAGAAAGAAUGCUGUCAGGUGGAAAGAAUUGGCCAAGGAGGCGGUCCAUGAAGGUGGAAGCUCCGAUAACAACAUUGAGGAAUUUGUUUCAGAACUUGUAAGCACAUAGAAGAUGUAAUAUAUAUCGUAAUGUACAUCAUUCCCGAGAAACAACUACUACCGUUCACCAACAUUGCGGCAGAGGAGAGCGCAACAAGAGCUGCUGGACCACUCUCUAGUCCUUCAGCUAUGUCUUCCACGUAUACAAUCCUUCCUUCUUUUAUGUUAGAUAGAACCAUGUCCAGAAACUUCGGAUAGAGGUGGUAGUAUUCAAAAACCAGGAAUCCUUCCAUGUGGACUCGUUUUGUGACGAGACAGGACAAGUUGUGUACACCUUCAGGCUGCUCAAGGCUCUACUGUGAGAUCAUUCCACACACAGCAAUGCAAUUUAGAAGCCCAUGUACCUAUCCAGAAGUGCUCGAGGAAGAUCAUAGUGAUGAAGAUUGGCACAAUUAAGGAGUAAUGCCUGCAACCAAAACAUUUAAAACAGUAAUGUCCAACAGGUUUAGGAUUUUCUAUCCUUUUAAUUUGUGUGUUUUUGUUUUUAUUCUCAGCUAUCAAUUAAAGCAAUUAAUUUAAUA